UUGGUAAAGCGCAUAUUAGCGAGAAGGAGGAUCCUUGGAAUCUGAUGCGGGAAGGAAACUAAAGCUCUCUCAGAUUGAAAUCGAGAAAUUUAACUCACGGAUCUCUCCUCGAACCGCAAAAUCUGAGGAGCUGAGUUAUUAUUUGGCAUUUAGCACUCACACAAAUCUCUUCUACUUCACAAGAGCUCUGCUAUUUUAACCUCAGCUUUCCUGCCCUUUCAUGUGAGUUUGCAUUCGGUUAAUGUAAGCCGACGUGUUGUUGGGAACUAUUUGGGUUUGGUUGAGUUAAGUUUCCCCCAACCAUGUUUGUUCAAAGACCCGUUUUUCUAGGGUCUCUCGUGUUGGGAUUCUUCCUCUUCUUCGUAAACGGGCAAAAAUGCUCAAAGUCGAGCUCUUUGAUUGGGUACGAGUCCGAGUUCAGGAUGUUGCAACACCAGCUUCGUGGGGUUUUCACCGUUCUUGAUGAUUGUUCCUUUAGAGUUUCACGUUUCGAUAUGCUCUCUGGUUCUGAUGUUCAUUGGUGGGGUGCAAUGACUUCUGAUUUCGACAACAUGACUCAUAGUGGCUUCCUCAUCUCUGAUCAUAAGCUUAAUCAAACAUUCAGUAACCAAUCAUUCGUCGUCCGUUUGUUUGAUAAUGUUACAUGGGAUAAAAUAGGAGUUGUUUCGGUUUGGGAUUUACCUACUGCUUCUGACUUUGGCCAUGUUCUGCUCUCCAAUGCUACACAGCAAGAUUCGUCUUCUUCAAAAUCUGAAUCACCUCCUUCAGAGAGUAAAGAGGCUGCUACAGGGAAAUCGAAUAACAGUGAGCCCCUCAAGGCUCCUACCAUGUUUGAUAAUUGCAAGAAGCUUUCUGAUAAGUACAGGCUCAGGUGGACCCUGAAUGUAGAUGAAGGUUAUGUAGAUAUUGGUCUAGAGGCUACAACUGGUUUACUGAACUACAUGGCCUUUGGUUGGGCUAAACCAAACUCUACCGAAAACCUUAUGUUGUAUGCUGAUGUUGUGAUUACCGGAAUUAGAGAGGAUGGCUUCCCUUUUGCUGAUGAUUUCUACAUUACAAAGUCGAGUGUAUGCUCUGUCAGGGAUGGUUUUGCUGCUGGGGUUUGUCCUGACACGGUCUAUGAAGGAGCAGAGGCAAUUGGUUCUUCAGUGAAUAACACAAAACUUGUUUACGGGCAUAGGAUAGACGGAGUUUCGUUUGUUAGGUAUAGGAGGCCGUUGAAUGAUAGUGAUAAUAAGUUUGAUUUUCCUGUCAAUGCAACUGAGAAUCUUACAGUUAUUUGGGCACUUGGGGUGAUAAAACCACCAGAUGUUAUCAAUCCUUACUAUCUACCAGAGAAUCACGGAGGUGUGGAAUCGGAAAAUUUCGGGCAUUUUUCGCUUAGUCUCUCGGAUCAUGUGGAUGAAUGUUUGGGACCAUUGGAUGCAGACAACAAGUACGACCAAGGUGUGAUAAUUGCUGAUGCCCACGCACCUCUUGUUGUCACGGCUGGACCAUCCGUGCAUUAUCCGAACCCUCCAAACCCUUCCAAGGUUCUGUAUAUCAACAAGAAAGAAGCACCGGUGUUGAGAGUAGAAAGAGGCGUUCCUGUGAAGUUUUCAAUAGAAGCAGGACACGACGUCUCGUUCUACAUAACUUCAGACUUUCUUGGUGGGAACGCUUCUCUUCGGAACAGAACUGAGACGAUCUAUGCAGGUGGGCAAGAAACUCAUGGAGUAGUGUCGAGUCCGUUAGAGCUCGUUUGGGCUCCUAAUAGAAACACACCCGACCAGCUCUAUUAUCACUCGAUAUUUCAAGAGAAAAUGGGUUGGAAGGUUCAGGUUGUCGACGGUGGACUCUCGGAUAUGUACAACAACAGUGUUAAUCUUGAUGAUCAGCAAGUCAAAUUCUUUUGGACCAUAGUAGGGGAUUCAAUAUCGAUAGCAGCUCGUGGCGAGAAGAAAAGUGGGUAUCUUGCAAUUGGUUUCGGUAGCGAGAUGACAAACAGUUAUGCUUAUGUUGGUUGGUUUGAUAGAAACGGAACAGGGCAUGUAAACACGUACUGGAUUGAUGGAGAAUCAGCUUCCUCUAUUCAACCCACAAUUGAAAACAUGACAUAUGUGAGAUGCAAAUCCGAAGAAGGGAUCAUCACGCUGGAGUUUACCCGUCCCUUGAAACCUUCCUGCAGUCAUCGAGACAGACCCGAGUGUAAGAACAUGAUCGAUCCCACAACUCCUCUUAAAGUGAUAUGGGCAAUGGGUGCUAAAUGGACAGAUGGUCAGUUAACAGAGAGAAACAUGCACUCGGUUACAAGUCAGAGACCUGUCCGUGUAAUGUUAACGCGUGGAUCAGCAGAAGCGGAACAAGAUCUCAGACCGGUCUUGGGCGUUCAUGGAUUCAUGAUGUUCCUCGCUUGGGGAAUCUUACUUCCCGGUGGGAUAUUAUCAGCUAGAUACUUGAAACACAUCAAAGGUGAUGGCUGGUUCAAGAUUCAUAUGUAUCUUCAAUGUUCAGGACUAGCCAUUGUCUUCCUCGGCCUCCUCUUCGCAGUAGCGGAACUCAACGGUUUCAGCUUCAGUUCAUCCCACGUCAAGUUCGGUUUCACGGCCAUAGUUCUGGCUUGCGCUCAACCCCUGAACGCUUGGCUAAGGCCAGCGAAGCCUGCUCAAGGAGAACUCAUGUCUUCGAAACGAUUAAUGUGGGAGUAUUCUCACUCAAUCGUUGGUCAAUCAGCUGUUGUAAUAGGAGUUGUUGCGCUCUUCACGGGAAUGAAGCAUUUAGGAGAACGGAACGGAGCAGAGAACGUAGACGGGCUUAACUGGGCACUCGGGUUAUGGGUGUUCCUGGGAGUGGUGACUGUUGUGUAUUUGGAGUACAGGGAACGAGGAAGAAGAAGAGCGAGGAACCUGAGCAGAGGGAACUGGGUUUUGGGGAAUGUUGAAGAAGAUGAUUCGACUGAUCUCAUAGAUUCAAGAGGAGGUUUCAGAGAUAAAGAUGAUGAAGAAGGUAGACAUGGAGGGAGGAGCGAGAUUCAGUUAGAGCCGUUGAAAUAAUAGUUAACUUUUUAUUCAGAUCAUUUUUCUUUAUUUUUUUUUCUCUUACCGAACAAAAAGAAAGAAACAAGAGGAGUUUUGUCUUUUACGGUUUUAAUACUUUAUAUAUAUAUGCAACGGUCUGUAUCUAUGCAUUAGAAUUUGUAUACCUUUUGAGUACAUUUUUAUACUACACAAAUCAAUUGUGG
Messenger RNA from Eruca vesicaria subsp. sativa (arugula), 3220 nucleotides. NCBI's taxonomy places the organism in Eukaryota, Viridiplantae, Streptophyta, Magnoliopsida, Brassicales, Brassicaceae. The record is from the annotation of a GenBank genome assembly.